AUGUUAUCAGAGGCACAAGACAUGUCAACAAUAUCCUAUUGGCUAAAUCAGUGGAUAAGAAGUGGAGCAAAAUUACCACAUGAAAUUGUAUGCGAUUAUUCGUACGCUCUCAUCGGAGCCAUAACAUUUUCGUAUUGCCAAAUGUCAAGAAGCCGUUACUGUGAUAUAUGUUUGAGAGUAUUACAGAACAAAGAAACAUCUACUCCUGCUAUUUUUAUACGUCUGGACAUAGCUCACUUUAUUAAAAUGAUAUGCCGCUGGAAGUGUUUGGGAAAAGGUAGAAUAAAAGAAUUUUUCGUAAGGUCAUUAAUAAUUUUAGUUGAAUCAGAAACGUUACAACAGUUUGAAGAAAUAUUUGUGAAAAUUAUUGUCAUAGCUUCUUCCGAAACUGAUGGCUUAGAACUUGGUUCAACUUCAGUCCCUGCACCAGCUGAAUUAUUCCGGUCUCAUAUGAUUAAUAUGAUUAAAGAUACAAAUCUUCUAAAUGAUUCUGACUUGGAUGGUGAAGAUUUAGAUAUCAUUACAAACCAAGAUUUAAAUGAAGAUAAUUUUAGUUCAAAUCAAAAUAAUAUGGAUGUUUACAUAACCUACUUAAUAGAAAAAAUUGAUAAUUAUUGUUCUGUUGAAGGAAACAGAAUAAAUGCAUAUCAUAUACCUGAACUAAAAAUAAAUCUAAUGCGAAUAGUUAAAGAUUUUCCCAUGUGGAGCAAUGUGAUGAAGAAUUAUUUUAGUUCAAAUUUUUUAACAGCUACUAGUGCCCCAGUAGAAGGAUAUAUAGGUAAAUUAAAAUCAAAAUUUUCAAAGCCUUUGACCGCCGAUAGAUUUAUAACGUCGCACUUGAAAACUAUUGAAAGUGAGACUAAAAUAUCAAGAAGUAUUCAAAUUGAAAAUCGAGACCAAUAUAUUACAACAAAUAAACGUGAAUUAUUAAAAACUAACAGUGUGGACGUCAGAUUUAAAGAAGCAUUGACUGUAAAUAACGUAUUAAGCAAUAAGGAAACUGAAGAACAAAAUUAUUCUAAAAAUAGAAUUCCCAACAAUAACGGAUAUGAAGAUAUUGAUAUUGAAGAUGACUUUGCUCAUUAUAAUUUUACUAAAGACAACGAAAUUGUAAAUACAAUAUGUGAUGUUCCUAAUGAAGAUAAUAUUUUGCUUGAUAACUUCCAAUAUGAAACUGAUAUUAAAGACUUAUUAAAAGUGAUACAAAACGAUGGACUAGAGGAUGAUAUAUCUAAAGAUAUUUUAUCCGAUGAAAAUUAUUCUGAAAAUUAUAUGUCAGAAGAUGACCAGUCAGAAGAAAAUAAUAUGCCUGAAGAUUAUGACGAAACAGAAAAUUGGAAGAAUUUAGGGGAAAAACCGUUGAAAAAAAUAAAACGACCAACUAAAUAUAAAGGGAAAUGUCCCGAAAUUGAAAGACGUUUGAACCGAUCGGGGUUGAGGUCUUCGAAUAAAUGUCUAAUAAUUAAUGGCAACUUAUGUAAACCAGCAGUUAUCGAAAAUAAGAAGUAUAUUAUUUAUAACACAUGUCCUUUUGAUUCUAUACUAUCAUCGGUUGUUAUAACUUAUAUUGAGUCCCAAAAAUACAGAGAACUUGUUGACGAGAAAGUCACUAAAAAUCAGUUUUUGUCAAUUUGUCGUGAAGUAGCAUACCAUAAAUGUAACACUGUAAUAUACCAAAAACGAGCAAAAAUGUUGAUUGGCAUUUUUAAAACAUCUAAAAACAUUUCCGAAAUUCAUACAGUAUUUACAGAAUGCAAUAUCAGUCAAAUGACAGAAAAAUUGUUAGUUGAAAAUCCUUCUUCUUUUGAACAUCGCUUUUGUCUUCAUUGUAAUUAUACAAAAACAUUUAAAAAUACAUUGAUGAUAAUUUCUCGAAAUUAUCAACAAAUAAUUAUAAAAGAAGGAAUACACCAUCUACCAGGCGCAGUAUGUGACUAUAUGAUGAAUACCAAACAAGUGUGCGCUAAAUGUAAAGAGGAAGAAUUACAAAUCAGCAAGGAGCUGCAAGUUACAAUUCGAAUAGAGACAGACUGGAUUGUUGAAGAGUGUUCUCUUGCUGACAUCCCAAUGGAGUUAAUAGUCGAUACAAAAAGGUAUGUUAAUAAGUAA
This is a messenger RNA of Macrosiphum euphorbiae (potato aphid), 2109 nucleotides long. NCBI's taxonomy places the organism in Eukaryota, Metazoa, Arthropoda, Insecta, Hemiptera, Aphididae. The record is from the annotation of a GenBank genome assembly.